This is a messenger RNA of Apus apus (common swift), 3108 nucleotides long. RefSeq names its product TraB domain containing 2B (gene TRABD2B). Gene Ontology annotation, molecular function: metalloendopeptidase activity; Wnt-protein binding. Gene Ontology annotation, cellular component: organelle membrane. The coding region runs from base 8 to 1579 and encodes 523 amino acids. The transcript has 7 exons. The record is from RefSeq and is a predicted model, not a curated record. Gene Ontology annotation, biological process: negative regulation of Wnt signaling pathway. NCBI's taxonomy places the organism in Eukaryota, Metazoa, Chordata, Aves, Apodiformes, Apodidae.
AAGCGGGAUGCAACUCAACCUGACGCUGAUCUGCUUCGUCUUCGGGGGGUUCCUGCCCGACGCCGCGGCCCGGCGGGAGCAGAUGGACACGGGGCAGUGCGACCUGCCCCGCUCGCAAGGAGAGCUCAACUCCUUCCUCUGGACCAUCCGACGUGACCCCCCUGCCUAUCUUUUCGGCACCAUCCACGUGCCCUACACGCGGGUGUGGGACUUCAUCCCCGACAACUCCAAGGCUGCCUUCCACGCCAGCUCCAGCGUCUACUUCGAGCUGGACCUCACCGACCCCUACACCAUCUCGGGACUGGCCAGCUGCCAGAUGCUGCCCCACGGGGAGAACCUGCAGGACGUGCUGCCCCGGGAGCUCUACCGCCGCCUCAAACGCCACCUGGACUACAUCAAGCUGAUGCUGCCCCACUGGAUGACCCCGGACCAGCGGGGCAAAGGGCUCUACGCCGACUACCUCUUCAACGCCAUCGCCGGCAACUGGGAGCGCAAGAGGCCUGUCUGGGUGAUGCUCAUGGUGAACUCCUUGACGGAGACGGACAUCCGCUCCAGAGGGGUGCCGGUGCUCGAUCUCUACCUUGCCCAGGAGGCCGAGAGGAUGAAGAAGACAACGGGUGCGGUGGAGAGGGUGGAGGAGCAGUGUCACCCGCUGAACGGGCUCAACUUCUCCCAGGUGCUGUUUGCUCUAAACCAAACUCUGCUCCAACACGAAAGCCUCCGAGCUGGUAGUUUGCAGGCCCCAUAUACCACUGAAGAUCUCAUCAAGCAUUAUAACUGUGGAGACCUGAAUGCUGUCAUAUUCAACCAUGACACUUCUCAGGUCCCUAACUUCAUCAACACGACCCUCCCACCUCAUGAGCAGGUGACGGCUCAGGAGAUAGACAGCUACUUCAGACAGGAGCUCAUCUACAAGAGGAAUGAGAGAAUGGGGAAGAGAGUGAUGACACUUCUAAGGGAGAACAGAGACAAGAGCUUCUUCUUUGCCUUUGGAGCAGGUCACUUCCUGGGUAACAACACUGUGAUUGAUGUACUGAGACAAGCAGGAUUUGAAGUGGAGCACACCCCUUCUGGACAACCAAUUGGAAAUUCAAGGAUGACAAAGACAAGACCAGCCUUGGAAGGGUCCUCAGCAACAGCCCUGCCUGCUAUCCAGCUUUCUGAGCAGGUCCCACUGAUGUCUCCUUCCCUGAAGCCCCUGCAGGUGGAUGAAGAAGACAGCCUGUCUCCUCACCUCCUGUUGCCAGAUAGUAUCAGCCAGCUGGAAGAGUUUGGCAGGCAGAAGAAAUGGCACAAGAAGCAGCACAAACAGCAUCGCCAGAGGCAGUUCAAUGACCUCUGGGUUCGGAUAGAAGACAGCACCACCACGUUGCCUUCCUAUAUCAGGAUAACCAAUGGCUACAUCACAGUCAAACCUCCCAUUUGGAUUUCCAACCGGCGGGAUCAGAGGCCACGUUCAGAGCAUCCAGCCCAGCCUCAGCCUGCAAGCUCAGCUUCAAACAGCAUUUUGUGGCCAUCAGUAACUUCCCUCUGCGUGGCCAUAGCUUCAUUUCUCCUGAAUCUACUGCAGCCUUCUUGACCACAUUAGUAUUAUGUGCAAUCCCUUGGAACAGAGAAGAGAGAUAAUUUAUGAAAGAAUUGGAGGUUAAGACAAACAAUUACAAACUGGACCUUCUCAGUGAAUCAGUAGUGCCUUCUAGCUGAUUUGGUCUCUUUGCCCAGAUACAUUUUGAAACUCUAAAGCUUUAUUGUUAACACUGACUUACAUCUUCUUUUUGUAGAAGGAUCUUUAUUUCCCAUAGUGCUAUGGGGUUUUGUAAAAUAUACAUGUUCAUAUAAAGAAAAAAAAAAAAAGGAAAAAGAAAAAUGUAUUUAUUCAACUGGUAAACUUAUUUUUUCUUGUUGUAUAUGUUAAUAACAUCCCUAUUAAUCAGUAGCGAUGGUGAAACAGAUAAAUUAAUAUUUUCUAUAUUUGUUUUCUAACUGACAACUCUGCAAAUGUCUGAACUGACACCAAAUGAAUAGCUUCUUUUUUUUUUACCCUUACUUUUUACCAAAACUGUCCAAUAAGUACAUAUCUGCUAAACUUCUUUAUUUUACUUUUUAAAAUCUCAUUAGCAUAGCUUACACUGAAUAAAGCAGAUCCUGCUGUCUGUGGCCCAUUCCCAUUAAACAAAUACAUGCAUUCUUAACUCAAGUUAGCUGCUACAACCUAAAAAACAACCUAAAAGGUAUUUUUAUUUGACUUAUCAAGUCAUUAGUCAAGAUAACCCUAAGUGUCCCUGUUGUCUUUAACUCAACUCUUUAAAAAUACCAGUUUCCCUCUUUGCUCUGGGAUUAAUUCAUUAGCUAAUGCAAAUUAAGACACCUUUUUCUUAAUAAAAAAAAUAAUUGCAUUUAAAGUCUAGAUUAAUCCCACUGAAAUUAUUUUCUUCUCUUCCUUGUCUUAGCUCAACACAAGCCUACGACCUUUCCCAGUGUACAUGAAAACAGAACUUGGUCUGUCUGUAGGGUAUACAGUUGUGCUGUCCUGCUAAUCUAUAGAGUUUUUUUGCAACUGUUGUGUUCAUGCAGAUGGACAACCUGGAGAGCAAAAAAAAUCAUCUACAAAUUCCUCCUCAUCUUGCUAUUAUGAUACUUAGAGCUGCUAUCUCCUUGCUGACUUAUGACUUGGUCAAAACCUGUUCAAGGCCACAGGAACCAAAUUAACCCCCAUGUGAUGGAGACGUACAGAACAUCUUUCUGUUCACUUAGAUGGAGGAUGUUCACAUACCUCUGCUGACUUAGAUAGAAAAGUCAUGACUCCUUAUACUCACUGAAAAAUUUGCUCCCUCUCCAAGCAGCUACUUCUCAUUAAAGUGAUAGACAACAUCUGUGAGGAAAAAAAAACAACUGCUACAUUUAUUAAAGCAUUUGGGUGAUGCAAAAUGCCUUUGGAUACAAUAGUUUCAACCAGAAAAAUAAUUCUGGUUGACCUAGUGUUUUUCUAAGUCAUCUACAAACAGAAAAAAGUCAAAAAUAUGCGAUGACAAAAAUCUUAGAAGACUCAAAGCUCAGAAAAAUACAAUGUAAACUUUUCUUUAAUAAAAAGCAGUGCUUUUUCACCUU